Olea europaea var. sylvestris is the source of this 1086-nucleotide messenger RNA. RefSeq lists its product as uncharacterized. NCBI's taxonomy places the organism in Eukaryota, Viridiplantae, Streptophyta, Magnoliopsida, Lamiales, Oleaceae. The record is from RefSeq and is a predicted model, not a curated record. Bases 1 to 1086 code for a protein of 361 amino acids. Gene Ontology annotation, molecular function: glycosyltransferase activity. The transcript is spliced from 3 exons. Gene Ontology annotation, cellular component: membrane.
AUGCAAUCAGGAGUAGGGAGUGUCGGUUCGCUGGAGGAUGGCAAAGUACCUUAUGCUAGAACGACAAUUCAAUCGACUAGGCCUUUCCCACUGAGAUUGCUUUCGUUUCUCUUGCUUUUCUUGGUGGUAGUCAGUAUGUAUUCGUUUCUCAGUUUAUACAUGAGUCUGUUUCUCAAGAUUCAGAAUGUAAUUCCUGUAGUUCAAUCAAGAAUUCAACCCUGUGUUCAAGAACCUCGUAUUCUGGAAAAAUGGAUUAGGCCUCCAUCGUAUUUGAUUCAUACUAUGACUGAUUCUGAGCUGUUUUGGCGCGCUUCAUUUAUACCUAGGAUUAAAGAGUACCCCUUUAAGAGAACUCCCAAAAUUGCAUUCAUGUUCUUGACAAGAGGACCUUUGCCAAUGGCGCCUUUGUGGGAUAAGUUUUUUAAGGGGAACGAAAAGCUUUAUUCAAUCUACAUUCAUUCCUCGCCAUCCUAUCAUCCAGAUUUCCCGACUUCAUCGGCUUUUUAUGGCAGACAAAUUCCUAGUCAGGAUACAGAGUGGGGAAUGAUGAGUUUGUGUGACGGUGAAAGGCGACUUCUUGCUAAUGCAUUGCUCGAUAUUUCCAACGAAUGUUUCAUCGGUGCGUUUGACGAACCCGGUCAAUACGGUCGAGGCCGGUACAACGAGAAGAUGUCACCCGAGGUCAACCUCACGGAGUGGCGUAAAGGGUCCCAAUGGUUUGAACUCAGUCGAAAACUGGCUGUUGACAUAGUUCAAGAUAGUGUUUACUACCCCAAGUUCAAACAGUUCUGCCGAGCCUUAUGCUAUGUGGACGAGCACUAUUUUCAGACCAUGCUUAGCAUCCAAUCUUCCCAUCUCUUGGCAAAUAGAAGCCUCACUUGGGUCGUGUGGCCGAGGCACAAGCCCCAUCCUGCAACGUUUGGGAAAGCUGAUAUAAACGAGAAUUUUUUCAAGAAAAUUUCAGAAGGUAAACCAUGCACUUAUAACAAUCAGCUGACGUCCCUUUGUUUUCUUUUUGCAAGGAAAUUUGCUCCUAGUUCUUUGGAACCUUUAUUAGAGCAUUCAUCAGAGUAUUUGGGGUUUUAA